CAUCACUUUUGGAACUUUUCAAUCCCUGCCUUAAAAAAAAGAAUCAAAACCCCAAAUAAAGCCAAUUCUCUCUCUCUCUCUCUCUCUCUCUCUCUCUCUCUCUCUCACACAUCCAUUUUCGAGCUUCGCUAUUUUCGAAAAAUCUCUCUCUCUGCCUCUUCAUGGUGCAAACCAUUUCUCUAGUCGUUCGUUGACGAUGUAAAGGAUAACAACAACAUCAUCAUCAUUCUCCUCCUCCUCCUCCUCCUCAUUUUUGAAGUGCCAUUAUAUAUAUAUGCUUCAUCCUUCUCUUUCUUUGCUCUAGCUUGAAGAUGGAGUUUGAAUAUCAACAAGAAUACAAAAGGAAUUCAAGAGGAGUGCAGCUGUUUACUUGCAGAUGGUUGCCUUUUUCUUCUCCAAAGGCUCUUGUUUUCCUUUGCCAUGGAUAUGGCAUGGAGUGCAGUGGUUUCAUGAGAGAAUGCGGGAUCAGGCUUGCGCGUGCGGGAUAUGCUGUGUUUGGGAUUGAUUACGAAGGACAUGGACGAUCCAAGGGUGCUCGUUGUUACAUCAAGAAGUUCGAAAACAUCGUUAAUGACUGCGAUGAUUUUUUCAAGUCAGUUAGUGUGCAGGAUGAGUACAAGGAUAAGUGCAGGUUCUUGUAUGGAGAGUCCAUGGGAGGGGCAGUGGCCCUACUGUUGCACAAAAAGGACCCUGCUUUUUGGAAUGGAGCUAUUCUUGUUGCACCCAUGUGUAAGAUAUCAGAGAAGGUUAAGCCGCACCCGAUGAUUGUGAAUAUCUUAACUCGAGUAGAAGAAAUUAUUCCGAGAUGGAAAAUAGUUCCCACGAAGGAUGUCAUUGAUGCGGCUUUCAAAGACCCUAUUAAAAGAGAAGAAAUAAGGAACAACAAGUUGAUAUACCAAGACAAACCUAGGCUGAAAACUGCGCUGGAAAUGCUGAGAACUAGUAUGAGCCUUGAAGAGAGUUUAAGUGAGGUGCGACUACCUUUCUUUGUGUUGCAUGGGGAAGCAGAUACAGUGACAGACCCAGAAGUAAGCAGGGCACUGUAUAAGCGAGCUAGCAGUAUAGACAAGACCAUAAAACUGUACCCAGGAAUGUGGCAUGGUCUAACGUCGGGAGAGCCCGACGAGAACGUUGAAAUUGUGUUUGCCGACAUCAUAGAUUGGCUUGUUAAGCAUACCAGCGAGAACAACACUGUUGUUCAACCAAUUUACCCAUAUAACAAUGGCAUAAUUGAGAUAGCCACCACCGCGGCCGCGUCCCCGGCAACAUUAAAUAGACAACCGCGGCCACAGCGAAGACAAUCACAGAGUAGCUAUCUUUGUGGGUUGAAGGGACGCCGUUUGUUCCAUCACUCGGCAAUGUAGCCCACUUUUUCGAAUGCUUGUGUCUGCUCCUAAUCAUUCUCCUGUGGUUUAAUUUGGGAUUCACUUUAUAUAUAGCUAGUGGUCUUCAUUUUCUCCUAAAUAUGAUGUGAAUUUUGAAAUGGGUAAAAUAAAAAUCGGUUCUUGUUGAUGCA
This is a messenger RNA of Alnus glutinosa, 1516 nucleotides long. RefSeq names its product caffeoylshikimate esterase-like. Gene Ontology annotation, cellular component: membrane. Lineage: Eukaryota; Viridiplantae; Streptophyta; Magnoliopsida; Fagales; Betulaceae. The record is from RefSeq and is a predicted model, not a curated record. The coding region runs from base 312 to 1364 and encodes 350 amino acids. Gene Ontology annotation, molecular function: lipase activity. The transcript has 8 exons.